Porites evermanni is the source of this 2201-nucleotide messenger RNA. Lineage: Eukaryota; Metazoa; Cnidaria; Anthozoa; Scleractinia; Poritidae. The record is from the annotation of a GenBank genome assembly.
AUGCUGUUCAAUGAAACUGCGGGUCUAAGCCAUACAACUAAUAACACAGUUUUAAACAAAGACAGUUCUGAACUUUGCCUCCCCUCUUGGAUUCUAAACGCCGUCAACGUCCAGUCUGUAUACAUCAGUGACACUGUGAUAACGACCCUCAGCAUCCCAUUCGCCAUAUUUGCCGUGGUUGCUAACCUGGCUGUUAUAGUCACCAUAAUCCGUGCUCCUUCACUUCACCGUCCAGUGAACGUGUUGCUGUGUAGCCUGGCUGCCUCUGAUUGUCUAACCGGCCUAGUUGUUCAACCUGUAUACAUAGCAUGGCGCUUUCUGCUGCAUCACAUUAAAGACCCUUGCGAACUGGUUCAUCUCUACCAAGCCAGUAAAUCUCUUCCUGCCCUGCUUGGCGGUUGCACCUUCGUGAACUUGGCAAUAAUGAGCGUCGAAAGGUUGUAUGCUGUUUCGAAGCCACUUUCUUAUUCAGCCAAAGUAACACUGAGAGGUAUGAAGGAUUGUAGCAGACCCCUGCAGAAAUGGAAUUGUUUGGUCUAUUCUAGUCUAUUCUAUUCUUAACAAAGUACACAGAAAAUUCCAUUUUAGCGUUCUUAGAGUGGUAUAGGACUUGCUUAAAAUUGUUUAACCCUAUUCAGACCUGCCGCUGAUUGUCUUACAGGCCUUGCUAUCCAACCUGUGUUUGUAGCGUGGCGCUUUCUGCUGCAUCGUACUAAAAACCCUUGCAAGUUGGUUCAUCUUUACCAAGCCAGUAGGUCUCUUCCUGCCUUGCUCGUCGGUUGCACGUCCGUGAACUUAGUAGCCUGCGAGCAAGCUCUCCUAUUUUGGUGAGCGAAGCGAGUCUCGCGAGAACGCGCGAGCGAGUGGCGAGCGAGGCUCGCCCAAAUAGGAGAGCUUGCUCGCAGGCUAUGAACUUAGCAAUAAUGACCGUCGAAAGGUUUUAUGCUGUUUCAAAGCCCCUUUCCUACUUAGCAAAUGCAACACUACGAGAAUAAAGGAUUGUACCAGGCUCUUCAUAAAUGACAUUUUGAUUUUGUUUUGAGUACGUUUCCUGAAAUAAAUUGUCUUGUCAGAAACAAAUGGCAAAAAAUUUUCGGGGGUUUCAGGAACGAAAUAAAUCAAGCCCCUGUGGUAUCUUCUCUUCAGUGAUAAGCAAUGAUUGUCUUCCAAUACCAAACGGGUUCAAUUCAAACUUAAAGUACUUUGCUUAGUCCUUGUUUUGAGAAAAAUUAGCAGCACAAUGAUAGCUUUUUUGUUUCAGUCUUCUCGAACUCUUUAUAGUUCUUUCGCCUGGGACGAGUCACCCACAUAAAAAUUACUCGACAACCAACCCGACAAACACGCGGGCAAAAAAGAAAAAAAAAAUCCGACCAAAAUGUGCAAGUUCUUACCUCGGCUUAACUGCAAAGCUUGUCGUUGUCGAAAAGCUAUGGAGUCAAGCUCCAAAAGUCGGGUCUGAAUUUUUUCAGCCUAAUUAUUGGAAUGGAGACUUGUUCAAAAAGGGUAACAGUUAUCAUGAAGGGAACUGAUUUAGUUGGACGCUCGUUGCUGUGGUCUUUCAGUAUAUGUAUACCGUUACUUAUAAGGGAUGAUUCCCUUUUUUAUUGCGUUUUUAAUUACAAAUAGUCCCACUUUGAAGACGAAUCAAAAUAACACCUUUCUAGUGCCAUUCAGUAAAUUAAGCUGGUGGCCCAUGCCUAAACUUACUUCAGUCUAACAAUUAUACAUUUAAAAACUGUGUUUCAGGAAUGGUGAAGAUUGUCGUUAGCGCAUGGGUGAUCUGGGUCAUCAACAUCACCCUUAUGGAAACCACAGUACCUGAGGGGAUCUAUCAAACAUUGGAAAAUAUCACGAUCAUUUCAUUGAUGGUCAUAGUCACUGGAGGGCACGUUUUGACCUUCCAGGCAAUCCGUAACAACAACAGAAAGAUCUUUAAUGCCACCCACAACUCUCAACAAGCGAUCCUCUUUAAAAGAGAGAAAAAAGCGUUUAAAGACAUGGCAUUGUACACAUUGGCGACGUUACUGUCCCUUCUUCCUCUUUUAGUGCUGCUAAAUCAUGUGGAAAACAGCAUUGUUUUUGGACACAUUCUGUUCCCUUGGGCUCAAAUCUUCUCCCAGCAAAUAUCCAGUCUAAACCCAGUAAUUCAGAUUCAAAGAAAUCCUGCUUUGAGGCAGGCACUAAAGACAGCCCGGCUGUGA